AUGCUCCGGUCAAGCUUGGCGGACAGUCCCCUCCUCAAGGUUUCUCGGCCGGUGUCUGCAUGUUCGAGAUGCCGUUCUGCCAAAGUCAAGUGCGAUAACAAGCUUCCGGCGUGUACGGCGUGUGAAAAAGCUGGCCGUGAGAAGGAAUGCACCGCGGCCAAUGAUCAGUUUGCUCGUGGAAAGGAAAGGAGCUAUGUCGCGGCGUUGGAGCUUAGGAUAGAGAAGCUGGAGCGGAGGCUAGUUUAUGCUCGCUCCAUGAAAGCUUCAGUAGCAUUGAAUGGUCCUGAUGAACCCCCCGCUGGUGACCCGAACCGGAAAGACUCCAUGGCGUUCAUUCGGGCCGCCAUCCACAGGAAAGCCGCGCGGACCCAGGAAGAUGCAGACAUCAACACCCUAGUGUCAGACUUUGGCUAUUUAGCUGUGAAUACCACCACUCGCGACUUCGAGCCGUCUGAGUCGAACAUGACCUUUGCCCGCCUGGUUCUGGCAGCAUCGACCAACGAGCCAGUCCCGGAACCUAAGACAACAAAUUUGCCGGCGGAGCCAACUGUGCGGACUCUUGUUCAAUUCUACGAGACCAGUGUCCUGCCUCUUUAUCCAGCGUUCCCCGGCACUCUACUACAUGCUCUCGUCAGCGACCUCUACCAGGAACACCCACGUCACAUUAGGAGCUCAGAAUCCUGGUUGUUCUGGAUGGUCCUCGCCAUUAGUUCUGCGGCGCAAAGCCGGAGCCGGCGGGACGAGCACUACCAAAACGCCGUCGAGUUCGUCGGCCGUGCGCUGCCACACGCCGAUAGGGCACUACGGCCGGGGUACGGGACCCAAGUCCAAUCUCUGCUGCUCCUUACGCAGUACUCGAUGCUCGAUCCUACUCAUUUUGACAGCUGGCAUCCGAUCGGCUUCACCUGCCGUGCCGUGGUCGACCAAGGCUUACAUCAGGAUCCCCCUCACAUCCAGCAAAUGGGUCAAGAUGCCCUAAAUGAACGCCGCAGGACUUUCUACUGCACUUACGCUCUGGAUAGGGCAAUAAGCAUGGUUCACGCUCGUGCAUUCUCCUUUUACGACGAGGCCGUGUGUGUGGCUCUUCCCUCGCCAAUUCAGACAAGUACCACCCUCUCCGGCAGCACCACGGCCAAGCGAUCCCCGGAUGCCUCUAUUCCGCUUUUCAGGCUACGCCAAUUGCAGUCCGAUUGGUAUCAGACGCUUUACCAAGGCAACCCAACCGAACGCCUACCAGACAUAACCUCUUUCAUCUGGCAGAAGUACCGUGAGAUGUGGGAAUGGUCUGAGAGGCUUCCACCCGACAUGCCAGCCGCCAUUCGCGAGAUGCUUGAAUUGGAGUUGCGCUACAGCUAUGUUUACUGUAUCGCUUCCAGCGCCAGGGGGGCUCAAGUCUCGGCUUAUGGAAGGCUCCUGAUCUUUGACCACGUCAUCUCGUAUAUUGACAGGAUAUAUGACAUCGCAAAGCUGGCGGAUAAUGGUGCCGUUUACACGUACCAUGAUGCUCUCAGGGUAUUUUUCAUGGGAUCGCAGUUCGUCGCGGUUUUGCAUGAGAUUGGCGAUUUGAUUCUGUCGGGAUCGUCCAUACCCAUGCCCCCGCCAGCGCCGGGGAGACAACCUCCACCACGCCCAGUGAGACUCGACAGGGGCACCGGUGAUGACUUGGAUCGCAGUCUGCGAUGCUUGGAAAAAAUAAAGCUUACCUUGGAAUCUCACGACGAGACGAGCAAUGAGAAACGCAGCGCCGACGGGCCAGUGGCAGCCGGUGCCGGGAGCUUAGCGUGCUCGGUUCCGGCCCCGAAGGAUCCUCUUCGUCUGCGCACGUGCAACAAACACCGCGACCGAAACAUGAACUGGGAUGAAGAUUUAGGGCUGAGUGGGGAUCGGGGAUAUGGAAGAAAAGCUGGCGCCAUCUUUCGAGAGCGGCUCAGUUCCGCCAUGCGAUAA
Molecule: messenger RNA, 1947 nt
Organism: Chaetomium globosum CBS 148.51
Lineage: Eukaryota; Fungi; Ascomycota; Sordariomycetes; Sordariales; Chaetomiaceae
Exons: 7
Coding region: 1-1947 (648 amino acids)
Biological process (GO): DNA-templated transcription; positive regulation of transcription by RNA polymerase II
Molecular function (GO): DNA-binding transcription factor activity, RNA polymerase II-specific; sequence-specific DNA binding; zinc ion binding
Source: RefSeq, a predicted model, not a curated record